Parnassius mnemosyne (clouded apollo) is the source of this 786-nucleotide messenger RNA. NCBI's taxonomy places the organism in Eukaryota, Metazoa, Arthropoda, Insecta, Lepidoptera, Papilionidae. The record is from the annotation of a GenBank genome assembly.
AUGUAUAAACUAGCAACAGUACUUUUAACUAUAAUUUACGCAGUCUUGUCAGCCGAAAUUCCGUCGUCAUAUACAUUGCUAGAAAAGCAAUCCACAUUCAAACCGACUCUCGAAAAUGAACCCAUCGAUACUCAUCAAGUUUUUAAUAAACAAACAAAACAAGAGAAAGAACAUCAUCCGGUUUAUAGAGCUGACGAUUACAAGAACGAAGGACGAGCGAGGAUAGAGCCAGUAAGGUCUCAUGGAGCAAUAAUAAAACAUGAUAUGCUGGCUGAUGAACCUGUUUCAGUGACUGAAGUUAACAGAGUUGACAACCUGCCGUUACCUGAAUACGGUUACGCUCCAGUUGAAGUAGCCUAUCCAGAUAUUCCAUACGCCCCUGGCUACGGUUAUGGUACUGGAUAUGAUAUAUAUGGAAACAGCCUCAGCGAUUACCUUCUGGAGCCUGAUACUUCUACUUUAGGACUUCUCUGGAGUCAAGUGCCCGAUUCUAGAACAAUAGUUCAUUUCAUGGGUAGAACUAUUGGAUGGAUUUUCAACAGUAUCUUUGUACUCUUCAUCGGGACACUUCUCACUAUAGGAGUUUGUUCUUAUACCGAUCUUUGUACGAUUACGUUCCAAGGAGUCGGACCUAUACAUGAAGAAAUGAGGUCCUUCAUUACUCCUGAACGUUUGGAAAAGAUCAGCACUGCUGCCAACUUUGUGAAGACUGCUAUAGAUAAAUACCAGAAGAUACAGAAAGUAACCGAAACGAGUGCAAGAAAACGUCGUGCUGUCUUUUUCUAA